Messenger RNA from Eucalyptus grandis, 1660 nucleotides. RefSeq names its product transcription factor MYB25. The record is from RefSeq and is a predicted model, not a curated record. Lineage: Eukaryota; Viridiplantae; Streptophyta; Magnoliopsida; Myrtales; Myrtaceae. Bases 442 to 1239 code for a protein of 265 amino acids. Gene Ontology annotation, cellular component: nucleus. Gene Ontology annotation, biological process: regulation of DNA-templated transcription. The transcript has a single exon. Gene Ontology annotation, molecular function: RNA polymerase II cis-regulatory region sequence-specific DNA binding; DNA-binding transcription factor activity, RNA polymerase II-specific.
CCCCUCUCCCCUCUCCCCAAAAUCUCUCACCAAAUCCCAACUCCCAACUCCCAUCUCUCUCUCUCUCUCUCUCUCUCUCUCGUGCAAAGGAGAAGAAGAUGAUGACGAUGAUGCAAUCAAUUGGGGGUAAGGGGCAAUAAGAGCAGCAACAGAAACAAAAACAGAAACAAACGCUUUUCUUGUUGCGACUCAUGAAAUGGUUAUGUCAAACGUUUGGCGGUUUCACGGUUCCUUGCCCUCAACAACCCCUCCUUUCCCUCGACGGUUAACAACAUUUUCCUUAAAUCCUUCCCCCUACCGCAUCCCUCUCCGUCCUCGCCACCCAUAUUACCCCAACAACAAUCCCUUACAACAAGAGAAAAACGCCAGUUUCCUCCCACCACCGCCACUCUCCCCCCCAACACUUCAUCUCGUGUUUCCUCGGGCGGCGGCGGCGGCGACAUGAGAGUCACCAGCGUCGACGGCGUCGACCGGGUGAAGGGCUCAUGGAGCCCCCAGGAGGACGCCACGCUGAUGAAGCUCGUCGAGCAGCACGGCCCCCGCAACUGGUCCCUCAUCAGCACCGGCAUCCCCGGCCGGUCGGGGAAGUCCUGCCGCCUCCGCUGGUGCAACCAGCUCAGCCCCACCGUGCAGCACCGGCCCUUCACCCCGCUGGAGGACGCCACCAUCGUUGAGGCGCACAAGGUCCACGGCAACAAGUGGGCCACCAUCGCCCGCCUCCUCCCCGGCCGGACCGACAACGCGAUAAAGAACCACUGGAACUCGACCCUCCGCAGGAAACGCCCGGGUGAGCAGUCGUCCAUGUCGUCCGAGUCCAAUUCCGAGAAGCACCCCGGCCGUGACAACACCGCGGCCGAGUCUGAGACUGACUUGGAGAUCAAGAGGCAAUGCCUGCGGGUCCUCCCGGAUGAGAAUAGUCGCGACGGAGAGGUGAGGCCCAAGGGGCCGAGGACUUCACUCACGCUCUCUCCGCCCGGCGGGGGCGUCGUAGCUGCACUGGAAGAUGACAAGGCAGCACCGAAUCAGGCUGACGGAGAUCAAGAACCAGCAUCGACGCGAAGUGGCGACGCAAAGGUCGCAGCGGCAACAGCAACUAUGGAUGAUAGCUGUUUGGUGAUGAUCAUGAAGCGCAUGAUCGCGGAGGAGGUUAGGAAGUACAUCGACACAAUGUGCAUGCAACAAGGAGUUGCACCGGGAGUCCGCAAGCCGGAAUCUUCAUCGACCGUAAAGGACCCGUGAAGCCAUCAUCUUGAUUUCCUUAGCCAUCGGCUCUAGUGUUUUGGGUCCUUUUCUUUAGGGUUGCUUCGGUUAAGUAGGGAAAUAACAUAGAAUAAUACAUCUUGAGAGUCCACCAUCACUGCUUCUAAUGCGUUUUUUUCCUCUAUUUUCAAAAGAACAGCGGAGGCAGGAACGUAGUUAUCUUCAUCAGGUGAAGGCUGAAGGCAACGAUUCUAUGUACAUAGGAUGACAUUUUCCGCCCCGAUCUUCUUCAGUGUGAGUAGUGAUCCUCAGGAACUGAGUAAAUGGUGUUCAAGCAUCGUCAAGGGUCCCGUAAAACUGGUCAAGCGUGAUGGAAAUAGUGUUCAAGCAUUGUUAAGCGUCUGAAUAGAUUCUGUACGACAUGUGAUGUUGUAUGAUGGAACAGAAACAAGUAAACAAA